AUGCCGAUCCUACCGCGCAGCGCCCCCCGGCGCGGUCUCAGCCCCUUCCCUCUGCCUUUCGUGUGCCAGUCGUGCCGGCGAUCCCAGCGCCAAUUCUCCGUGACGUCACGUCGCGCAAGUGCUACUGCUACUGCUCCUCCUCCUCCCCCUUCGUCCGGCUAUGCGCUGCUCACCUCCCGGCGCCUGAUCAGCCUCGCCGGCCCGGACGCGCCUAAGUUCCUGCAGGGCCUGAUCACGCAGCCCGUCAUCGACGAGCCCACCAUCGGCGCCGUCAGGCACCGGCUUCACGCCUCCUCGACUGCCUCCCGCACUAGCCUGGCCGCCGGGGCACCCGGCUUCUAUAGCGCCUUCUUGAACGCGACGGGCCGCGUGCUGCACGACGUGUUCGUCUACCGGGAUACGCUGGGCAUCAGCGCGGGCGCGGGCGCCGCGGAUGGGGGGAACGCUUUCGUCGUCGAGGUGGAUGCUGGGCAGGUAGAUACGCUGGCGCACCAUAUCAAGCGGUACAAGCUGCGGAGCAAGCUCGAGUUCCGGGUGCUGGACGAGGGGGAAGUCGCCGCGUGGCAAGUGUGGGAUGGAUCCUCUUCUUCGCCUUCUCUGCCCGAACAAUCGCCACUAUCCCGGCUAAAGGACAGCAUCGUGUUACCGGACACGCGCGCCCCGGGGAUGGGAUAUCGGGUCCUCCGGCGCGGGGGAGGAGGAGCAGAUGACGGACUAGACCUAGACCUGGCGCGAAGCGACGACGACGCCUACCGCGUACGGCGCUAUCUACUAGGCGUGCCGGAGGGCCAGGCGGAGAUCCCGCGCGAGCACGCGCUGCCGCUCGAGUCGAACAUGGACCUCAUGGGGGGCAUCGACUUCCGCAAGGGGUGCUACGUGGGGCAGGAGCUGACGAUCCGGACGCGGCACCGCGGCGUCAUACGCAAGCGCAUACUACCCUGUCUGCUGUACCCGGCCUCUGGUCCCGGCUCCUCCUCCAAUCCGGAGAAGCUCGAAUACGCACCUUAUAUCGCUGCCGGGGAAGAGGGCGAGGGCCAGGGAGAGGGCGAGAAUGAGAAGAAGCAACAACAACACCUGUCGGCGGCAGAUGUUCCGUCGAAUCUGAGUAUAGGCCGAGAGCGCGUCAAGGGCCGCAGCGCGGGCACGUGGCUCCGCGGCGUGGGGAAUGUCGGCCUCGCGCUGUGCAGGCUGCAGAUCAUGACGGACGUCGAGCUGCCGGGGGAGACGGCGGCCAGAGCACCGUACGACCCGGCCCGCGACGAGUUUGUCGUGAAGUGGGGCGAGGACGAGGAGGGUAAUGGAGGACAGGCUGUUAAGCUCACGGCGUUUGUGCCGGACUGGAUGCGGGAGAGGUUACCUAUGUGGUAG
Messenger RNA from Daldinia caldariorum, 1368 nucleotides. RefSeq names its product Aminomethyltransferase folate-binding domain-containing protein. NCBI's taxonomy places the organism in Eukaryota, Fungi, Ascomycota, Sordariomycetes, Xylariales, Hypoxylaceae. The transcript has a single exon. Gene Ontology annotation, cellular component: mitochondrial matrix. Gene Ontology annotation, molecular function: protein binding. The record is from RefSeq and is a predicted model, not a curated record. Bases 1 to 1368 code for a protein of 455 amino acids.